UGACCGCAGGAACAUAUAAGACCGAUUGGUGCCAACAGGAACAAACGCUCCUUUAAUCGGAGUUUAAAUUCACUUCAGACACCAAGUACCAUGUCUGGAGGUUUCGGCGAAGCUUUAAAGGACUCGGGAUCGAAGAAGUUCUCUAAGAAAAGGAAACAUGUCGUCCAGAACAUAUCGAAUAAAAAAAAUCAGUUGGCGAGUGAGAUGCCGGAGGAACAGGCCAAGAACACCGCAGAUGCCAUUCGGUCGACCAAGUCAGAGCUGGAAACUGCGCCUGUCGGUGGGGCGACGGACGCCAAGAACACUGAAAUCCACGUCUUGGGCGAGGUAUUAAGCAAGGUAGAGAAGACUGUGGACAAUAUCAUCGACGACACAAGUCCAGCUAUGGACAACAAGCUUAAAGAAGCGGAAAACUUCGUGGAUGAAAAGACAGAGCAGGUGGGGCAAAUGGUGAUUGAGACGAUACAGACUGUGGCAGAGACCAAAGACCAGGCGUUGGCAUCCGUCCGCGGCAAGGCGAAGGGCGUCCUCAAAUCUUGCAAGAACUUGGGAUCGAAGGCCGAACAGAUGUCUGAAAAGAAGAAACAUGUCGUCGAGGACAUACCGAAUAAAAAAGAGCCGUUUGUUUGUGAGAUGCCGGAGGAACAGGCCAAGAACACCGCAGAUGCCAUUCGGUCGACCAAGUCAGAGCUGGAAACCGCGCCUGUCGGUGGGGCGACGGACGCAAAGAACACUGAAAUCGAUGUCUUGGACGUGGUAUUCAGCAUGGCAGAGAAGACUGUGGACAAUAUCAUCGACGACACAAGUGCAGCUGUGGACACAACGCUGAGAGAAGCGGAAAACUUUGUGGAUGAUAAGACAGAACAGUUGGGGCAAGUGGUGAUUGAGACGAUACAGAAUGUGGCCGAGACCAAAGACCAGGCGUUGGCAUCCGUCCGCGGCAAGGCGAAGGGCGUCCUCAAUUCUUGCAAGAAAUUGUUUAAAAAGAAGAAACAUUUCGUUGAGGACAUAGCGAACCAAAAAAAGCAGUUGGCGAGUGAGAUGCCGGAGGAACUGGUCAAGAACACCGCAGAUGCAAUUCGGUCAACCAAGUCAGAGCUGGAAACCGCGCCUGUCGGUGAGGGGGCGGACGCCAAGAACACUGAAAUCGACGUCUUGGACGUGGUAUUAAACAAGGUAGAGAAGACUAUGGAUAAUAUCAUCGACAACACAAGUGCAGCUGUGGACAACACGCUUAAAGAAGCGGAAAACUUCGUGGAUGAAAAGACAGAGCAGGUGGGGCAAGCGCUGAUGGAGACGAUGCAGAAUGUGGCAGAGACCAACGACCAGGCAUUGGCAGUCGUACGCGGCAAGGCGAAGGGCGUCCUCAAUUCUUGCAAGAAAUUGUUUAAAAAGAAGAAACAUGUCGUCGAGAACAUAUCGAAUAAAAAAAAUGAGUUGGCGAGUGAGAUGCCGGAGGAACUGGUCAAGAACACCGCAGAUGCAAUUCGGUCAACCAAGUCAGAGCUGGAAACCGCGCCUGUCGGUGAGGGGGCGGACGCCAAGAACACUGAAAUCGACGUCUUGGACGUGGUAUUAAACAAGGUAGAGAAGACUAUGGAUAAUAUCAUCGACAACACAAGUGCAGCUGUGGACAACACGCUUAAAGAAGCGGAAAACUUCGUGGAUGAAAAGACAGAGCAGGUGGGGCAAGCGCUGAUGGAGACGAUGCAGAAUGUGGCAGAGACCAACGACCAGGCAUUGGCAGUCGUACGCGGCAAGGCGAAGGGCGUCCUCAAUUGUAAGUACAAUUUUCUGUAUAGAAAAAAUAUUUAGAAUUGUUCCUGAACUUCUCUUCGUUUGCUACUGGAACGGUGGUUAACACAUGAAACUACGUUCAAUGCAAGGUUGUGUAAUGUGGAUAUAGUCGAUGGUUAUGAACGGUGAGUCCGUGUUUGGAAUUUGGCGUUUGUAGCCGAUGUGAAUUCAUUACUCUGACAAUCACCAGAAGUGACAGGAAAGCCAAAGAAUGGGUCUGGAGAGGCGGCAGUUGGGCCAAAUUACGACUCCUGCUUGAAUUCAAGAGUAAAGAUGUAACGAUUAAUCCAGUCCACAGCCUGCUAUCUCACCUAAGAACCAAUUUAAUAUGAUUUUCGAUCCAUGUUUCGGUCGUUCUAAUUGAUUCUUGACUUCAAGCCCUUCAGUCAACAUUUUGUAGACAUUCCUUAUCUCUACCAUUCAUGCUAUGUGCUCCAUCCAUCUCAUCUUCAUCUGAUUUCAUCCUUAUAAAAUGUGGUGAACAGCAGACCUACAAUUUAUGAAUCUGCUCAUUAUGUGAUAGGGUAUUUUAUAUUUUAAUAACACUUAUAGUAACAACGUAUGUGUUUAAAACAUUGCCAUUUUCAUUUUGUCUUGUUUUAGUUUAACUUCAGGACAUGUUUUGCCUAGCCACAAAUGUGAGCAUCAAAGUUUCUGCUUCCUCCUGCCUUUCUGCUUGUUUUUCAUGUGCUCAGUGGUACAACGGAAGACAUCUUCGCAGAAGCAAGUUCUCCAUCAUGAAACACAUCACACGGUCAGAGGAACAUAAGCUGCUAUUCCAAUGUGCUUUCAUAGCUGUCUUAUAUAUGUAAAAACCUAUUUUCAGUCUACAUAGGAGACAACAGAUAGUAUUCUAGAGUGUGCUAACAAAGCAAGUCAUACGUGGAAACUCUACGCAGUGUAUGAUUAACCAUGACCAAGGAUCAAAUUAAAAGGAACGCAUGAAAUGAGGGAUAAUUAAGGCAAUAUUAACUACAAAUAAAACAUAAAUAUAAAAGGAGAAAUAUGGACCCUUGAAAUGGGUUUCUGGUAUAUCAUAGUUUCAGAAAUAAUUUAUAUAUGAAAUUUCCACUGAUUUUAUCUAUAAGAUAUGCACAAAAUGUUAUAAUUAUUUUGUUAUUUUCUAUAUACGUCUUGUCUAACAUCCAUUACAUAUCAGUUAUCUGUUGAGUGACUUGUUACAAGGCAAAAGUCUAUUAGCCGUGCUAUCCUGACUCUCGUGUAGUUAAUCACAAUAAACAUUGUACUUAUAAAUAUUAAAAACUUGUUAAGUGAAAGAAUUGUGAAUUUAGCUGUUGCCUCAUUUACAAUUCCUUCUGAUGUACAUAAAAUACGUUAAGUGCAAAUGCUACAAAUACAUAAUAAAGGUUUGUUAAAUAUAUUGCAGAAGCUAUUUUUGCCUCAAUAUGUGUAUCAUUUUAGAAAUAUUUAAAUGCUUCACUCUAGGAGAACCCUUAAUCAUACAGAAUCAAUUGAUUUGGAAACAAAACUCCUAUACUGGCACCAAAGUUUUCUUUUUUAACUUGCAGAACACUAUGUUAUAGCGUUUUUUCAUAUUAUCGUAAACUUGUUAAAAUGGCUAUUAAAUAAGAAUUUUGCCUUGGUGUCGCUCUCUUAUCACGGUUGCGUUCUUGUCAACAGAAAUCAUUCUUCUUGUCAGGAGUCGUACCCUGAUUUCAGACCUUUGUUUCCGUAAUCUCCUCUUCGAGGCAAAAAUCUCUGAUCCUGGCGCAGUUGUUUUAUCUCGUUUAGUUUCGUAGUUAAAGGAACCGCCCUUGAAGGAAAUGGAACUCAGGACACUUUUCCCAGAGUUCCGACCUUCAUAUGUUCUAUCAUCUGUCUUAAGGAAUAAUUACGCCAGGUUUCUUCUUCGCGAGCCACAAGCGAACAAGUAAAGAAAUGUCAACCCUCAAUUUCGAGUUUACACAUGACCAGUAGAUUGUGAGGUAUUUACUAAGGGGAAAUACGACAGUUUCUUACAAAUUCAUCUUCUGGGUCUCAGACAGUCUUCGGGCUUGUGACCUUAGUCAGUCAAAUAAUUCCCCCCCCCCCAAAACAGAAUUUGCCUUAGCGCCAUUCUUCCCUAAUGCUUGCUAUCCGAACAACAGAAAACAUCUUUGCCGGGGUUCGAACGAAGGAAACAUUUUCUUUGGCCCAGCGCCCGGGCCCCUCAAAAAUCAUCUUUAAAAUUAAUUAAGUACACUGAAAACGGGAGUUAUUUUUAAAUAAGGGAAAUUAGAAUUGUAG
Molecule: messenger RNA, 4044 nt
Organism: Zootermopsis nevadensis
Lineage: Eukaryota; Metazoa; Arthropoda; Insecta; Blattodea; Termopsidae
Source: RefSeq, a predicted model, not a curated record